CAUCGUCUCGUCUCCCCGACUUCUCGCCCGACUCGUCAUUAACUCCUAAAAAAGCCUCGCAAGAAGCGACGAGAGCACACUUCCUUCGCUGUUUCGCCCCAAAUCUGCUGCCGGGGGCACGAGCCGAAUUUGAGCCGAUCGAGGCGGCGGCGGGCGGCAAUGGCGGGGCUGUCGCUGCGGUGCGGCGACUGCGGCGCGCAGCUGCGGAGCGUGGAGGAGGCGCAGGCGCACGCCGAGGCCACCAACCACGCCAACUUCGUCGAGUCCACCGAGGCAGUCCUCAACCUCGUCUGCUCCGACUGCGGCAAGCCAUGCCGCUCCCAGACCGAGGUGGACCUUCACACCAAGCGCACGGGCCACAAGAAUUUCGCGGACAAGACCGCCGAGGCGGCCAAGCCCAUUGAUCUCGAGGCGCCGCUGAAGCCGGCCUCCUCCUCGGAUGCUACGGACGUCGACGCCCCGGCCUCGGCCUCGGCAAGCGAGGAGCCUCAAGAGAUGGUGGUGCCGGAGGUGAACAAGGAGAUGCUCGCCGACCUGGAGGCCAUGGGGUUUGCCACGGCGCGUGCCACUAGGGCACUUCAUUUCUCCGGUAAUAGCACCAUCGAAGGUGCUAUCAACUGGCUUUCUGAGCACCAGGAAGAUGCAGAUAUUGACGAAAUGCCUCUGGUACCAGCUAAUUCAAAAACGGAGGAUAACAAACCCAGCCUGACUCCUGAGGAAAUGAAGAUUAAAGCACAGGAGCUAAGGGAACGCGCUCGUAAGAAGAAAGAGGAAGAAGAGAGAAGAAUGGAAAGAGAAAGGGAGAAGGAAAGAAUACGAAUUGGUAAAGAACUUCUUGAAGCCAAAAGAAUUGAGGAACAGAAUGAAAGGAAACGCAUGAUAGAGUUGCGAAGACUUGAGAAAGAAGAGGAGAAAAGAGCUAGAGAAAAAAUCCGCCAGAAAUUGGAAGAAGACAAGGCUGAAAGGAGAAGGAAACUAGGAUUGCCACCAGAAGACCCAGCAGCUUCCAAACCAAGUGCACCCCCUCCUGUCGAAGAGAAGAAGAGUGCAUUGCCUGUCAGGCCAGCCACAAAGGCAGAGCAGAUGAGGGAUUGUCUACGAAAUCUUAAGCAACAGAACAAGGAUGACGAUGCCAAAGUGAAGAGGGCAUUUCAAACACUCCUUACUUAUAUUGGAAAUGUUGCUAAAAAUCCUGAUGAGGAGAAAUUCAGAAAGAUCAGGCUCACCAAUGCUACAUUUCAGGAGAGGGUUGGAAAUCUGCAUGGGGGCAUAGAGUUCCUUGAGCUCUGCGGAUUCGAGAAACUUGAAGGCAAUGAAUUCUUGUUUCUGGCAAGGGACAAGGUCGAUAAGGCCAUCCUGAACACGGCUGGAGCCGAGCUGAAUUCUGCAAUCACCAAUCCUUUCUUUGGAGUCCUUUGAAUUACCGAGAACCAAAUUGUAUACUCAAACCUUUUGGUUUCGCUUCUGCUUGACAGGCAAUUGUGUUUAACAUGGCGUGGACCUAUUUGUAAUGAAUUCACGAAUUAUUACAGAUUACAUGCAUGUUUCUUCCAUACAUUA
Setaria italica (foxtail millet) is the source of this 1560-nucleotide messenger RNA. Its product is annotated as caldesmon. The record is from RefSeq and is a predicted model, not a curated record. The coding region runs from base 160 to 1419 and encodes 419 amino acids. Gene Ontology annotation, molecular function: protein binding. The transcript is spliced from 12 exons. Lineage: Eukaryota; Viridiplantae; Streptophyta; Magnoliopsida; Poales; Poaceae.